AUGGAGUUGAUGCAAAGGAGCUUGGCACUGGGCUGGACAACUGCCAUUUUGGUGUUACAGAUGGCCAUGGCAGAGUGUCCCAGGUGGACUCUGAAUGGCAAGUACCAGGUAUUUGCAGACCUGAGCAUCCAGGAGAUAAAAUCUGUGCAGGACUUCCUGAUGAACAAGACAGAACUGGAGCUGCAGCCUUCUAAGACAUUGACUCUGGCCAGGAACUCCCUGUUCCUCAUUGAGAUGCUGCUGCCCAAAAAGAGGAGUAUGCUGGAUUUUCUGGAUAAAGGGACAAGACCUCCUGUGCGGGAAGCCCAUGUCGUCAUCUUCUUCGGUGCUCAGCAGCAUCCCAAUGUCACCAAGCUUGUUGUGGGGCCCCUGCCUCAGCCCAUCUACAUGUGAAAACUGUCCCACAGGCCAGAGACUCAUCGGUCCUGGGCAUCCAGACCCAUAUCCAGAGCAGAGUACAGCCUCCUGCACCACACCCUGAAGGAGGCCACAAAGCUCCAACAAUUUUUGCAUGACAUCACAGGCUUCUCACUACAGGACUGUAAGGGUCAAUGCCUGACCUUCACCGAUGUGGCCCACCAUGGCGUGGCAUCUAGAGGCCGUCGUACGUUUUUUGCCUUGCAGCGUAUUACAGAAGGCCACUUCCUGUGCCCCACUGGGUUGGAGAUCCUCGUGAAUCAUGUGAGUAUAAAUCCCCAACACUGGAGUGUGGAGCAAGUCUGGUAUAACGGCAAGUUCUGCCGCAGCACGAAGGAACUGGCCCAGAAAUAUGCAGAUAGAGACGUGGAUGUGGUGGCCCUAGAGGACCCACUGCCCAAGAGCACAGAUCAGCUGAAAUUCCAUGGAGAAUUCCCGCCCAUCACUCAGGCUGAUCCUCAUCUGGUCCAGCCCAGUACAACCCGACACAGCAUAAUGGAAAACACUGUGCUAUAUGGAGGCUGGAGCUUUGCUUUCCAGCUGAGAUCCUCUUCUGGGCUGCAGAUCUUUAAUGUGCACUCUGGGAAUGAACUUAUCGCAUACAAGAUCAGUGUACAGGAGGUCGUGUUGCUGAAUGAAGGACACACACCUGCAGGCAUGCAGACCAAGUACACGAAUGUGUGCUGGAGCAGUGUCCCUCAUGAGUUGGCACCUGGCAUUGACUGUCCAGACACAGCCACCUUCUUGGAUGUCAUCCACUACUAUGACAGUGAUGGUCCCGUACAUUGUCCAAGAGCACUCUGCAUCUUUGAGAUGCCCACAGGGAUGCCUGUUCAGUCCAAUUUUAACAACUUUACAGGUGGCUUCAACCCCUAUGAAGAGUUAAGGGGAUACAUGCUGGUGCUUCGAACAGUCUCAACAAUUCACAACAUUGAUUACAUCUGGGAAUUUAUUUUCUAUUCUAAUGGCAUGAUGAAGGCCAAGAUGUAUGCCCCAGGGUAUGUCCAUACCACCUUCUAUACACCCGAGGGCCUAUGCCACAUCAUUCACCAGCUCACCUACUACCCUGGCAACAUCCGCACCCACCUGGUGCAUUACCGCAUUGACCUAGAUGUGGCAGGUACCAAGAACAGCUUCCAUACACUGCAAACCAGGUGGGGCAACAUCACCAACCAUGGGACCACAAGACACUAUCCCACAGUGGAGCAGACUCAGUACUCCUGGGAGCGCCAGGCCGCCUUCCACUUUGGACAGGCUCUGCCCAAGUUCCUGCUCUUUAGCAGCCCCAGAAAGGACAUCUGGGGCCACAGGCACAGCUACCGCCUGCAGAUCAACUCCAAAGAUAAGCUGGCGCUGCAACCAGGAUGGCAGGAGGAGUGGGGUGCCCCCUGGACCAGAUACCCCCUGGCAGUGACCAAGUACCAGGAGACUGAGAAUUACAGCGGCAGCUCUUACAACCACAACAACUUCAAGGACUUUGUUCGGAGCAAUGAGAGCAUUGAAGAUGAGGAUUUGGUGGCCUGGGUGACAGUGCCCUUCCUACAGACUGAUGAUGCGCUCAGCAUGGACACACCUGAGAACUUCGUGGGUUUCCUGAUCUGGCCCUUCAACUCCUUCCACGGCUUCCAGAGAUAA
Molecule: messenger RNA, 2052 nt
Organism: Nannospalax galili (Upper Galilee mountains blind mole rat)
Lineage: Eukaryota; Metazoa; Chordata; Mammalia; Rodentia; Spalacidae
Product: amiloride-sensitive amine oxidase [copper-containing]-like
Biological process (GO): response to antibiotic; amine metabolic process
Cellular component (GO): plasma membrane
Molecular function (GO): diamine oxidase activity; copper ion binding; quinone binding
Source: RefSeq, a predicted model, not a curated record